Messenger RNA from Penicillium angulare, 936 nucleotides. Its product is annotated as peroxidase. The record is from RefSeq and is a predicted model, not a curated record. The coding region runs from base 1 to 936 and encodes 311 amino acids. Gene Ontology annotation, biological process: hydrogen peroxide catabolic process; response to reactive oxygen species; cellular response to oxidative stress. Gene Ontology annotation, molecular function: heme binding; peroxidase activity. The transcript is spliced from 2 exons. NCBI's taxonomy places the organism in Eukaryota, Fungi, Ascomycota, Eurotiomycetes, Eurotiales, Aspergillaceae.
AUGAGCGCUCCCCAUGAUUAUGACGCUGUCCGUAAGGACAUUGUCGCCCAGCUACAGAAGCCAGGCUACGACGAUGGGAGUGCAGGACCAGUCUUCGUCCGACUAGCAUGGCACUCUUCCGGUACAUAUGACCUCGAAUCCGACACAGGCGGCUCCAACGGCGCCGGCAUGCGCUACGAAGCAGAAGGCGGCGACCCAGCGAACGCAGGCCUCCAACACGGUCGCGCAUUCCUCGAACCCGUCAAACAAAAACAUCCCUGGAUCACAUACUCCGAUCUCUGGACCCUAGCCGGCGUAGUAGCCAUAAAAGAGUUAGGUGGACCUUCCAUCCCCUGGUCCGGCGGCCGAACAGAUCUAGUAAGCGACUCCAAAGUCCCGCCUAGAGGCCGACUCCCCGAUGGUGCUUUAGGCGCCGAGCAUCUCCGCUUCAUCUUCAAUCGAAUGGGCUUCAACGACCAGGAGAUUGUCGCGUUAGCCGGUGGACAUAAUCUGGGUCGAUGCCAUGGGGAUCGUAGUGGAUUUGAAGGACCGUGGGUUACGAACCCAACACGGUUUUCGAAUUCAUUCUUUAAGCUUUUGUUAUCGCUUGAUUGGAAGCCGAGGACGUUGACGACGGGGAUGUCUCAGUUUGUGUAUGAGGAUCCUGAUGCUGAGGAGGAUGAGGAACCGCUGAUGAUGUUGCCGACUGAUAUGGCGCUGAAGACUGAUCCGGGUUUCUUGCCUUGGGUGGAGAAGUAUGCGAAUGAUAAGGAGUUGUUCUUUGAUCAUUUCUCGAAGGUUUUUGCGAAGUUGGUUGAGCUUGGUAUUAAGCGUGAUGAGAAGGGUGUGAUUAUCAAUACUGAUAAUCAGAUGGGUGGGUAUGUCUCUGCGCCGAAGAAGAGUGAUGUGGCUACUGGGCCUAGUAAGAAGAAGAGCGAACCUCGUGCUCGUCUUUGA